AUGUGGGGCCAGGGUCACUUUUCUAAAGAGUCUGUGGCGGAAAGUGUGAGUUCUUCAGGAAUUGUCCAAAUGGAUGAGGAUACACAUUACAAUAAAGUUGAAGAUGUGGUUGGAAGUCACGUAGAAGAUGCGGUAACAUUUUGGGCCCAGAAUAUCAAUAGAAAUAAGGAGAUCAUGACGAUUGGUUGUUCACUGUCUAAAGUUUGUCCCCUUGCCAAUUCAGUUUUUGGUAAUCUUGAUCCAAAGAAGGGCAGAACCUUUUUGGGGAGCUUGAUUUUUGAAAAGGAAAUAAAAAUGAGAAUUAAAGCAACCUAUCAAGAUGGAACAGUUAUUGCUCAGGCUGAGUAUGGCAGUGUGAAUAUAGGCGAAGAGGUGGCUAAGAAAGGAUUUGCGGAAAAAUGGAAACUCACUUCCACCACUAACGUCUGUGAGGAAAAAAAAUUGGAACCUGGUCAGUUUGCUCUCAGGAACCUCAAAAGCCCCAUUCCCUUGUGGGGACAUAGAUCAAAUCAGUCAACCUUCAGCAGACCGAAGGGGCGCUUAAGUGGGAGGCUGGCUCUUGACUUGAAGAAUGAAAAUGAUGCAGGAAAUCAUAUGACAUUUCCAAAGGAAAGUUUGGCUGUUGGUGACUUUAAUUUAGGGUCUAAUGUCAGCCUGGCAAAAAUUAAACAGGACCAGAAACUGAUUGAAGAAAAUGAAAAGCUUAAAACAGAGAAGGAUGCUCUUUUUGAAAGUUAUAAGGCAUUAGAAUUGAAAGUAGAACAGACUCUCCAGGAGCUGCAGCAAGAGAAAGCAGCUGCUGUGGAUUUGACCAAACAUUUAGAAAGCACUCUGAAGACUCGUGUAGGUACAAGAAUGAAAAAUCUGGCAGCUAAGGUGGAAUUAUUGAAAGAAAUCAGGCGUGCGAGCAUCAAUGUUCGUUUUGGAAAUGACCUUUCGGAUGCUAUACAAGUGUUGGAUGAAGGGUGCUUUACUACCCCACCUUCUUUGAAUGAAUUAGAGAUAAUUUGGGCACAAUACAAUCAGGCUCAGGAGAAGAUUCAAACUUGUCAAAAUGUGAGUGAAGGGAAUAUUUUGGUUGCGCAAAGAAAUGAAGUGCAACAGAAGCUGUACAUGGCAGUUGAAGUUUUUAUUCUGGAUGUAGAUGAAUUACCUCUUAAUAAACGCUUAAAAACAUUGCAGUCUGAUGACCAUGAUGGAUCUGAAAUUGAAAAAAUAAAACAAGAAAUAACUGAGUUACGCAAUAGUGUCUUUCAGGAAAUUUAUCAUGAGAGAGAAGAAUAUGAGCAUGGUGAUGCAGACAAGGAGAUCAUUUUAAAUAUGUAUAGUCAAGUACUGCAAAAGAUCCGUUCAGAGGAAAAGCUCAUUGCCACAGUACAAUCUAAGUACAAGGACAGUAUUGAGAACUCUGGUGGUCUUUUUACUAUGAGCUUGGAACGGGAUCUUCUUGAUGCUGAGCCCAUGAAGGAACUUAGCAGCAAACGUCCUUUGGUAUGUUCUGAGGUUAAUGGGCAGAUAAUUCUUUUAAAGGGCUAUUCUGUGGAUGUUGACACAGAAGCCAGAGCGAUUCAGAGAGCAGCCACCUAUCACAGAGCUUGGAGAGAAGCUAAAGAAGAGUCAGGGUUACUACCAUUGAUAUUCCUGUUUUUGUGCAAGUCUGAUCCUAUGGCUUAUCUGAUGGUCCCAUACUAUCCUAGGGCAAACCUGAGUGCUAUUCAAGCCAGUAUGCCUUUAACUUCAGCAGAAGCUUUAAAGGUCAUGAAAGGUGUUGCCCAGGGCCUGCAUACAUUGCACAAGGCUGACAUAAUUCAUGGAUCACUUCAUCAGAACAAUGUGUUUGCUUUAAACCGUGAACAAGGAAUUGUUGGAGAUUUUGACUUCACCAAAUCCGUGAGUCAGCGAGCUUCAGUGAACAUGGUGGUUGGUGACUUGAGUCUAAUAUCACCUGAACUGAAAAUGGGAAAGCCUGCUUCUCCAAGUUCAGACUUAUAUGCUUAUGGCUGCCUUUUAUUAUGGCUUUCUGUUCAAAAUCAGGAGUUUGAGACAAAUGAAGAUGGAAUCCCAAAAGUGGAUCAGUUUCAUUUGGAUGAUAAUGUCAAAUCCCUGCUCUGUAGCUUGAUAUAUUCUAGAAGUUCAAUGACAGCUGAGCAAGUUUUGAAUGCUGAAUGUUUCUUGAUACCAAAGGGAAAAUCAAUUCCAAACCCGGAAAAAGAUAUUGAAUAUACCCAAUAUAGAGAGAAAGAAGAAUUAAAGUUGGAGAACUUGGAUAAAUAUGAGGAAAAGACAAGAAAUGGUGAAGCCAACUUUGACUGA
Molecule: messenger RNA, 2313 nt
Organism: Propithecus coquereli (Coquerel's sifaka)
Lineage: Eukaryota; Metazoa; Chordata; Mammalia; Primates; Indriidae
Gene: STK31
Product: serine/threonine kinase 31
Exons: 18
Coding region: 1-2313 (770 amino acids)
Biological process (GO): protein phosphorylation
Molecular function (GO): ATP binding; protein kinase activity
Source: RefSeq, a predicted model, not a curated record